Messenger RNA from Phyllostomus discolor (pale spear-nosed bat), 4834 nucleotides. It is a transcript of the gene TACR1, whose product is annotated as tachykinin receptor 1. The record is from RefSeq and is a predicted model, not a curated record. The coding region runs from base 684 to 1907 and encodes 407 amino acids. Gene Ontology annotation, biological process: positive regulation of flagellated sperm motility; G protein-coupled receptor signaling pathway. Lineage: Eukaryota; Metazoa; Chordata; Mammalia; Chiroptera; Phyllostomidae. Gene Ontology annotation, molecular function: substance P receptor activity. The transcript is spliced from 6 exons. Gene Ontology annotation, cellular component: sperm midpiece; plasma membrane.
AGCCAGCGCGCCGUGCACUCCUGCUGGAGCACGGGCUGGAGCACUGCCGCAGCGCUGCGCUGGCAGGUCGCCCCCACACUUGCCCUACUCCCCAGCCACAGGCAGGUGCCUCUGCAAAGCUGUCGCAGCACUCUGCGCUGCCCUCCCUGAAGUUCAGUGUGCAUCACUGCUGCUCAUUCUCAAACCCUUCCUUUCCCCACGUGGUUCCAGCUGCAGACCCCAGCUGGUGCAAUUACUUCAAGGUUGCCUAGCGCCCCCUGGCGGAGUGUGUGGCGCGUCCGACUUGCAGACUCCCACCGCAGGUACAGGGAGCUGCAAAAGGCGUGGUGGCUGCGACGCUGGAGUGAGAUAGCUGGCAACAGCUGAUGAAGCUGCAGCGCACUCGGACUGGCGAGUACGAAGCCCAGCCCAACGCAGAAGAUAGACUAUCUCCAGAUUUCUGAACUCAAAUGCUUCCUGAAGCUUGAAUACAGACGCAUUCAGUGGCACCGGGGGCAGACAGACAGCAAGUGUUCAUUUUUAGGGCGCCGAGUCUUCUGCUCGCAAGGAAGAGUUCUGCCCGAAAGAGCCUGUAGCCCUUCUGUCUUGGUUAAGCAGGACCCUGACUCCAGGCGCUGGCCUGGGGACCCUGUUGCAAAGUGGGUGCGUGUAGAGAGAGCAAGGCUUAACCACUUAACCGAGAAAUGGAUAACGUCCUCCCAGUUGACUCAGACCUCUUCCCAAACAUCUCCACCAACACCUCGGAGCCCAACCAGUUCGUGCAGCCUACCUGGCAAAUUGUCCUUUGGGCAGCUGCCUACACGGCCAUCGUGGUGACCUCCGUGGUGGGCAAUGUGGUGGUGAUGUGGAUCAUUUUGGCCCACAAGAGAAUGAGGACAGUCACCAAUUAUUUCCUGGUGAACUUGGCCUUCGCAGAGGCCUCCAUGGCUGCGUUCAACACAGUGGUGAAUUUCACCUAUGCUGUCCACAACGAGUGGUACUACGGCCUGUUCUACUGCAAGUUCCACAACUUCUUCCCUAUCGCGGCAGUCUUUGCCAGUAUCUACUCCAUGACAGCUGUGGCCUUGGAUAGGUACAUGGCCAUCAUCCAUCCCCUCCGGCCCCGGCUGUCAGCCACAGCUACCAAGCUGGUCAUCUGUGUCAUCUGGGUCCUGGCUCUCCUGCUGGCCUUCCCCCAGGGCUACUACUCCACCACGGAGACCAUGCCCAACAGAGUGGUGUGCAUGAUUGACUGGCCAGAGCAUCCCAACAAGAUGUACGAGAAAGUGUACCACAUUUGCGUGCCUGUUCUGAUCUACUUCCUCCCCCUGCUGGUGAUCGGCUAUGCGUACACCGUAGUGGGAAUUACGCUGUGGGCCAGCGAGAUUCCCGGGGACUCCUCUGACCGAUACCACGAGCAAGUCUCUGCCAAGCGCAAGGUGGUCAAGAUGAUGAUCAUCGUGGUGUGCACUUUCGCCAUCUGCUGGCUUCCCUUCCACAUCUUCUUCCUCCUGCCCUACAUCAACCCAGAGCUCUACCUGGAAAAGUUCAUUCAGCAGGUCUACCUGGCCAUCAUGUGGCUGGCCAUGAGCUCCACCAUGUAUAACCCGAUCAUCUACUGCUGCCUCAAUGACAGGUUCCGGCUGGGCUUCAAGCAUGCCUUCCGGUGCUGCCCCUUCAUCAGUGCGGGCGACUACGAGGGGCUCGAAAUGAAAUCCACCCGGUACCUACAGACCCAAGGCAGUGUGUACAAAGUCAGCCGCCUGGAGACCACCGUCUCCACAGUGGUGGGAAACCAGGAGGAGGAGCCCGAGGAUGGCCCCAAGGCCACGCCCUCAUCCCUGGACCUGACCUCCAAUGGCUCCUCUCGCAGCAACUCCAAGACCCUGACAGAGAGCUUCAGCUUCUACUCCAACAUGCUCUCCUAGACCCUGGGGCCUUCAGCAGGGGCAGGGGCAGCCACCAUUGUCUUUGUCCUGCGUCACUUCAUGCAUGAAUAAUUCCUUGAUCUGAAAACCAUCAGAAACCCCUAACACUGGGGCUUGUGAAAAGUAUUAGAAUGGUUUAGGAAAAAUAUUCCAUCAUGGAGUUAAAAAACCUGGAUUCUUCCAUGUCAUUGCCACCCCCAUGCUGUGACCCGAGGCAAAUCAUCCAACUUCUCUGAGCCUAUAAAUGGGAAGGUUGUACUCCAUGUUCUCUACAAUCUAUUCCAUGGUUCUAGAAUAAACUUUGGUUGCAUGUGAGCACUCAUUUCAAGUUGAAUCCUGCAAUGUAGCAACAGAGUUACCUGUCUUGUUUGCCUGGAGCCUCUGUCUUAUGUUAGCAAAGUCAUUCUCAGUCAAGCUCAAAUUACUGUCCUUCAGCCAGAGGAGCCAAAGAAGGAACCCCAGAAAAGCUGAAUGAGAGAUUUAACCCCAAGCACUUGCAAAAAGAAUACAAAAUCCGUCUCUUUUCGACAUCUCAAUAUUUUAGGGCAUAUAAAUAUCAUGGGACUGAGAGCCUCAGAUUCAUCUGCAUUCUGUCCCCGGCGACUGUCCUAAGCAACUGAUGCAGGUAGAAUGUGUCCCCUAAUACCAGCUAAUGUCCAUCAUGGGUCAUCAAGAGUCAGGAGAGCUGUGCUGUACUUAAUCUGUCUAAGCCUUCCUUUCCUUAUUUAUAAAACUGUGGGGCUGAACUAGAUCAUCUAAGUGUCCCUCAAAUUUUAACAUUCAAUGGUUCAAUCAUUGCAUCAGUUUUUGUUUGUCUCACCAAAAAACAGUGGUCUCAGAAAGAAUAGAAGAGAGUUUAGCGAUUUAAUACCAAGCUCCUAGGGAAGUAGCAACUGCUAAGACCAUGUGUCAACACCCAUGUCAGCCAUUCUCUGAUUUGUCCUAAAACAUGAGUGCUUUUUUUCUCCUGGAAGUUUUUAGUCUUUAACAGAGCUGAGCACUUGGUGUCAAAGCCUGAGUCUCUCCACCAGGUUUUAGCAGGCAGAGCCUGCAGCUGGAGAUAACACCAGGAUAACCAAUUUGUGGACUCCCUGGCCUGGCCUUUUGGGUGUCUUAGGACAGAGGCACUAGCUUUACACUAGCAUCAGGCAUGUGCUCAGAUGCCCACUGAGCAAAAGGGCUGCACACAGCAGCAGUACCUCUGGGAAGAGGACACCUUGCAUCUUCCCUUUAGACUCUCAAAUCUCCCCCUUCCUGCCGCCCUGGCUUUGCUGGCCUCCUGUCUAUAAAGGUGGGCCAACACACGGACCCUACAGAACAGUUCACCUGCCAAGAUCCAUGCACUUAUGCUUCAUGUCCCAGUAAAGCUUUGGGAUUUCCAUCAGGUGAGCAUGCAGUUCUUUUCUGUCUCCCAGAUCUGUGCUUUGUCCUGAAGUGGCUGAAAGCAGAAACUUCAUGCAAUAUCCAUGAAUAUCCUCCUCAUCGUUUGAAGAAGGAUGCACAUGUGUUGUGUCCAUGGUGUGGAGGGAGAACAGCACUGUCCACAGGGUUCACAGCCUCACCAGCCCUGCUGGCUCUAAUCCUACCAGACCACACCAGGCAGGGCUGGGGUGGGGUGGGGGGAGGGUUGUUGUAGAGCAAUAGUAUAAGCUGGAAGGAACUGAGAACCAUACUCUGCAAAGCCUCAUAGGAAGGAUCAAAUAAAUUAAGUAAAGCUAGCUCAAUGCAGAUAUAUGAGCAGAAGACAUAAUUUAGGGACAACAAAAGCCAGUGCUGAAAACAUUAGUUAUACUUCCAAUAAAGAAUUGGAACAUUUAUGUAUGGAUGAUUGUCUUCAGGAGUCUAUAAAGAACCGGCAUGGUUAUGAGAAGAAGUUAAGAAGAAAGUUUCAAGGACUUGGGGACAUCCUGUCUAUGGAAGAGGUUAGAGUUGAGUUCAACAAGGAUCAUUAAGUACUUGCUCUGGACUUGGCCCUGAGCUGGGGACAGACAGCGUCUUCCACUCUUGAGGAGCCAUUGCUAACUCACCAGUCCAAGUGGGCUGAGGCCAUGCAGCAGGCAUGGAGGCAGCUGAGAAGCAGAUUCUCCCCAGGAUUCUAAAGACCCACGUUCAAUAUGUGUAAUCAAGCCAAGGGCUGAGACCUUCAGAGAAACUUGCGCAGUGAGAGUUCUCUGAGGUAGUUCUAAGGGGGGGCCACCAGUCAGAACAGGGGACCUAGUGAGACAUGGUUGGACAGCAUCGUCACUGCACAUUGUUAGAGUGUGAAUUGGUACUGCACUGUUUCAAAUAUGGCAAAACAGCACCUGUGAAGUAGCCCAGCAAGCCUUCCUCUGACCCAUUCUCCAGCACCCAUUUAACUUACAAGAAAUGUCAUCCUCUCCCACAUGUGAGAAACACCAGGAUUUGCGCUGUGCAUGGGGCUCAUUCUUACAGAAAUGUGUCACUCCUGUGUUUCUCUCCUAAGUCUGUUUCUUCGGUGUACUGUUCAGUAGGAAUAGAAUACAAGACAUCAUGGGGCCAAUCUUUGUUGUGUUACUUCCAAAAUAUGGGAUCCAGUUGCCGUCAGUGUGUUCUCUGUAUUGUGCCAACCUCUCCUCUUCCUCAUUGUUUCAAAAAAGAGGAGCUGAUGUAUAUUGUGGACUCACAGUCGGACCAUAGUUACUAAGGGGUGGGGAGGGGACCUUUUAGGGGAAGAUCUAAGGGGCAGAGUCCUUGUCCUCUCCCCAACACCAGAAUGCUGAGACAUGUUGGAAUGUUUUCUUUCUUGGAAGGAUUGAAAGGACUUCUAGGAAAAGAGGGCUCAGGAGCUGAACUCGUUGACCUGGCUUUCGGGAAGGAUCCUGUGUGUGAGCUGGGUCGUUCCUGAGAUAUCCAUUUUCCAGCCUGGGAUCCUGGAAAGAAUUUCCAUAGAGAAUAAAUAUGUGUUU